CUCGUUAGAUCGAUACAACGCUUGAGUUCACAUCUCCCGCUGGCGAAGAGCAGCUGCAACCGGAAUCAGGAUAAAAAGCCACUAGCAAGGACUCCAACUCAGAGGCGCCAUGAAGAUCGAGGAAGUCAAGAGCACCGUGCGCACUCAGCGCAUUGCGGCCCACAGCCACGUGAAGGGAUUGGGUCUGGACGAGAUGGGGGCCGCGGUGCACAGUGCUGCCGGUUUGGUGGGCCAGAAGGCAGCCCGCGAAGCAGCCGGCAUCGUGGUGGAUCUGAUCAAGUCGAAGAAGAUGGCCGGAAGAGCCCUGCUCCUGGCCGGUCCACCUGGGACUGGGAAGACCGCUAUUGCACUGGCCAUCGCCCAGGAGCUGGGCAACAAGGUGCCCUUCUGCCCCAUGGUCGGUUCGGAGGUCUUCAGCAACGAGAUCAAGAAGACCGAGGUGCUGAUGGAGAACUUUCGUCGGUCCAUUGGCCUCCGCAUCCGCGAGACCAAGGAGGUUUACGAGGGCGAGGUCACGGAGCUCACUCCCGUGGAAACGGAGAAUCCCAUGGGUGGCUAUGGCAAGACCAUCAGCAAUGUGGUCAUCGGCCUGAAGACGGCCAAGGGCACCAAACAACUCAAACUGGAUCCCAGCAUCUUUGAUGCUUUGCAAAAGGAAAAGGUGGAGGUGGGUGAUGUCAUCUACAUAGAGGCCAACAGUGGAGCAGUGAAGCGCCAGGGACGCAGUGACACCUUUGCCACCGAAUUCGACCUGGAGACCGAGGAGUAUGUGCCGCUGCCCAAGGGCGAUGUCCACAAGAAGAAGGAGGUUAUCCAGGAUGUCACCUUGCACGAUCUGGAUGUGGCCAAUGCUCGUCCUCAGGGUGGCCAGGAUGUGCUCUCCAUGAUGGGCCAGCUCAUGAAGCCCAAGAAAACCGAAAUUACCGACAAACUACGCUUGGAGAUCAACAAGGUGGUGAACAAGUAUAUUGACCAGGGCAUAGCCGAGCUGGUUCCCGGAGUCCUCUUUAUCGACGAGAUCCACAUGCUCGAUCUGGAGACCUUCACCUAUCUACACAAGUCGCUGGAAUCUCCCAUCGCUCCAAUUGUGAUCUUUGCCACCAAUCGCGGACGCUGUGUGAUUCGUGGCACCACCGACAUCGUCUCGCCGCACGGCAUUCCACUGGAUCUGCUGGAUCGCCUGCUCAUCAUCCGCACACUGCUCUAUUCCACCGCCGACAUGGAGCAGAUCAUCAAACUGCGUGCCCAGACCGAGGGCCUGCAGCUGGAGGAGAACGGCUUCGCGCGACUCAGCGAGAUCGGGACCAGCUCCACGCUGCGCUACGCCGUCCAGCUGCUGACGCCGGCCCACCAGAUGGCCAAGGUGAACGGACGCAGCCAGAUCAGCAAGGACGACAUCGAGGACGUGCACUCGCUAUUCCUCGACGCCAAGCGCUCCUCGAAGCAUUUGUCCGAAAAGAACAAUAAGUUUAUGUUGUAAGUUUGUCGAUUCCAGCUGAAUUAUAAUUCCCUUUGCUCGGAUUCCUUAUUAAAAGAAAAAUAAGCAA
Drosophila rhopaloa is the source of this 1547-nucleotide messenger RNA. RefSeq names its product ruvB-like helicase 1 (gene pont). Gene Ontology annotation, biological process: box C/D snoRNP assembly; chromatin remodeling; regulation of transcription by RNA polymerase II. The record is from RefSeq and is a predicted model, not a curated record. Lineage: Eukaryota; Metazoa; Arthropoda; Insecta; Diptera; Drosophilidae. Gene Ontology annotation, cellular component: Swr1 complex; R2TP complex; Ino80 complex. Gene Ontology annotation, molecular function: ATP hydrolysis activity; ATP binding; DNA helicase activity. The coding region runs from base 110 to 1480 and encodes 456 amino acids. The transcript has 3 exons.